Messenger RNA from Phytophthora infestans T30-4, 1436 nucleotides. RefSeq lists its product as uncharacterized. The record is from RefSeq and is a predicted model, not a curated record. NCBI's taxonomy places the organism in Eukaryota, Oomycota, Peronosporomycetes, Peronosporales, Peronosporaceae. Gene Ontology annotation, molecular function: protein binding. The transcript has 3 exons. Bases 27 to 1436 code for a protein of 469 amino acids.
GUUACCAUCUGACGUCGUUUUAGGCUAUGAGCAGCGCGUCAUAUGCGUCGUGGGCCAAGUUCGACGUGGAAAAGGAGCUUGAGCGCGUGGACCAGUUAGAGCAGCGUGAGGAGCAACUCAAGAAGCAGCAGAAGCAGCAUCAGGCCAAGGAGAGCGUCGAAACUUCGGCCACGCAGGCGGCACAGCAGUCUGCGGAAAUCCUGUCGGCUCAAGCUGCAGUUGCCGCUCUUAAGGCCAAGAAACGAGUGCGCAAAAGCCACAAAGAAGAUCACAGCAGCAACAGAGAGGCUGAUAAGGCGGAUAAGCUGCAGACUCAAGCUGCGCUCUUCAAUCAGAAGCACGAGCUACUGCAACAGAUUCUGGAGAACCGACGACUUGGAGAGAGAGCUGACAAGAAGCAGGCUAAGCCGCUGUUUGAGAAAGCUCUGGCGGCUAUUAAGAAACUGGAGGAGCUGGUACCGCAUCUUCUCAUAGUGGAGCAAGAGCAGCUUCAAUUACUCGGGAAGGAACCUCUUAAGUCGAAUCAAAGCGACAAGAGUCAUGACUGCAAGCACGAGGACAAGGAGAGCCACUCUUGUGGUACCAAUUGCAGUCACGAGAAGAAGAAAAAGACGAGGCCGGACGAGUCUCUGCCCAAAGAGAACGACCUGGAGGCAAUUAUUAAGAUGUUUUACAAGGACGUCUACUUGGGGAUUGGCUCUUGUGAUCUGGAGGAGGGGAGACUAGCUGCGGCCACUGAGGCGCUCAAGGAAGUUCUGAUACGAGAUGAUAUUCAUAUCACGGCGUGGUGGAAGAGGGGCGAAGCGUUUGAACGCAUGAACGCGCCAUUACUGGCGAUGCUUCACUACAACCGGAUCGCCACUUUGACAGACAGCCACACGAUCAAGGGUUUAGUAUCCGAAAUGACUGAGGAUCGGACGUCUAAACAAGUGCUCGAACGAGUCCAACGGACGUUUCAAGAGGCCAACGUGCUCGCGGUCGAGAACUUCUUCGACUACUCCACGACGAAGUAUGAAGUUGUUCUCAGCUGUGUGGAAGUGCUGCGCGCUCGACCGGAGUUCAGCUCGACCACGGAAGAUCAAGUGUCUUGCGUUCUUCGAGUGGUGCGUCUCGAGAUGUCGUGUCAUUUGAACAUUGCGAGCGGUUGCCUCGAGAUGCAGCGGAACUAUUCGAAAGGUUUAAAACACUGCGAGCAAGCACUUCAGUGUGAUAGCAACCAGGUGGCGACUCAUUUUCGAAAGGGGCAGCUGUACCACGCACUGCACAACUACGAGCACGCACUCGGCUGCUUCGAAACAGCAAGAGCUCUCGUACCUGUCGCUAUUGACAGUCAAGUCAACAAGCAAAUGCUAGCUACAAUCUCAAAAGAAACAGACAAGUGCGAGUUCGACCGUAGCCAAUACGACAUGGCGUAUCUUCGAGCUCUAAACACAUAA